Ascoidea rubescens DSM 1968 is the source of this 4308-nucleotide messenger RNA. RefSeq names its product adenylate cyclase (gene CYR1). The record is from RefSeq and is a predicted model, not a curated record. The coding region runs from base 1 to 4308 and encodes 1435 amino acids. The transcript is spliced from 2 exons. Gene Ontology annotation, biological process: intracellular signal transduction; cyclic nucleotide biosynthetic process. Gene Ontology annotation, molecular function: protein binding. NCBI's taxonomy places the organism in Eukaryota, Fungi, Ascomycota, Saccharomycetes, Ascoideales, Ascoideaceae.
AUGUCUAGAAAAAAUUCUGAAACAUAUACAAUAAAAGUCUUUAGUGAAGAUGAUUCAUUUGCUACCAUUCUUCUAUGUCCUUUAGAAAUUUCGGUUUUAGAUCUAUUGAGUACAGUUUCAAAAAAAUUUAGACUAGAUGAAAAAACUAUAAAAAACUAUAAAUUGUCUCUAAAAAUUGGGAAAUUAUCAAAGGUAUUGGAAAUAAUGGACAAACCAAUAAAACAACAAAAUAAUUUACUCAUGUUUGCCGGCUAUGAUCCAUUAAAAGAUAAGUUUAACAUUUUGGGGACUGAUAUUGUUUACUUGUGCAAGUUCAUUCUUGAAAAAAAUCAGCACAAAAUAUUAUCAAGCGAUGAAGCCAAUUCCAUAACAAGAGAUUAUGUUCAUGUUGAUUUACGAAAUAUGGAUCUUAUAAACAUCCCCUUGGUGUUUUAUCAACACACUCAUGAAAUUGAAGAACUAGAUGUUUCAAAUAAUCCAUCCAUUUAUAUUCCAAUGGACUUUAUUAAUUGUUGCAAAAAUUUAAGAAAGAUACGUUACAUUUCAAAUAGAUCAGUCCGAUUCCCUCUAAAUAUAUUAGAAGCAAAAAAACUAUACCAUUUGGAUUUACAAAAGAAUUUAUUUAUCGAGUUGCCUUUGCAGCUUGGGCAAUUAAGAUUCCUCACAAAAUUAAACUUGAAUUGUAAUCAGAUAAUUUAUUUGCCGAAAACAUUUUCUCAGUUGAAACAUUUGAAAUACCUAAAUUUAUCAUCUAAUCAAAUAAAAAUAUUUCCUGAUACACUCACAAACUUGCCUUUUUUAACCGAACUAGAUUUAAGCUACAAUAUAAUAAGUUAUAUACCAGAAACAAUAGGAAAUUUGAAACAUCUUGAAAGAUUAAAUCUUGGAACAAAUGCUCUAUCAAAAUCCUUACCACUGUAUCUUAAUAGAUUAAAAAGAUUGAAAUACAUAAAUUUAAACUAUAACAAUCUCAGUAACUUUAAUAUUUUGGGUGAACUCAAAAACCUUGAAGAAUUGUAUGUUUCGAAGAAUAAUGUUCCAACGUUCAAAAAUGAAAAUGAAAAUCUUCGAAUUUUUGCUUUUGACAGAAAUCCAAUUACAGAUAUAAUUUUCAACAGUUCACUUAUUUAUUUAACACGACUUAAUUUAUCAAAAGCAAAGUUGGCUUCAAUAUCGGAUGAUUUACUACUCAAGGUUCCAAAUGUGGAAAACAUAGUAUUAGACAAGAAUCACAUUGUAACCUUACCUCCUAGCAUAUGUACCCUCAAAAGAUUAAUAUAUCUCUCUUGUUUUGGCAACAAUUUGCAAGCUAUCCCCGAAAAUAUAGGAAAUUUAAGCUCCUUACAGUACUUAGAUCUUCACUGCAAUAACAUUCAAUCUGUACCUCCGGGUAUUUGGUAUUUGAAGUCUCUCCAUAACUUGAAUUUAUCAACUAAUUUAAUAACCCACUUUCCUUCGCAUCCGGGAAAUUGCAAUAAUACUCCUCGAAUUUCAAUAUCAGAAUCCUCUCCAUUGAUGCUUGGCUAUCAAGCUAUGUUACCAUCAUAUUUGGGAGACAGCUUAAUGGUUUUAAGUAUGGCAGACAAUCGAUUGCUGGACGACUCAUUUGAAGCAAUUUCGUUAAUGACCUCUUUGAAAAGUCUCAAUCUAUCAUAUAAUGAUUUGAUUGAGAUUCCCAUUGGUGGGUUGCGCAGAAUGAACAAUUUGACGCAAUUGUAUCUAUCUGGAAAUAAGUUAACAAAUUUUCCGACAGAAGAUUUAUCCCAGCUAGAAAAUUUAAAGGAACUUUAUAUCAAUUGGAAUAGAUUCCACACUUUGCAAGCAGAGCUAUCAGGGAUAAGAAACCUAACGGUUCUAGAUGCCGGAUCAAAUCAAUUGAAAUAUAAUACUAGCAAUGUAUUAUACGAUUGGAAUUGGCAUCGAAACACCAAAUUGAAAUACUUAAAUUUUUCGGGAAACAAAAGACUAGUAAUUAGCAGCUCAAGGGAUAAUCAAGACACUUUUGCUCAUUUAAAGGACUUGAGAAUUUUAGGCUUAAUUGAUUUGACAUUUCCUACCUCUUCUUUACCUGAUGAAACAUUAAACACUCGUGUGAGAACAACUAUCUCUCAGAUAAGUAACACAAAUAGCAAAAUGAUGUAUGGAAUAGCUGAUACUUUAGGAAAGCGUGAAAACAUAUCGACCAGAGAUGUGUUGAUCGAAAACUUCAGGUCCAACCACAAGGAGAUCUUGAUUUGUCUUUUCGAUGGUAAAGAUGAAGACCAGAAAGAUGGACAUAAGCUUUCUAAAAUUAUUGAAGAGAAUUUCCCAAAUCUUUUAAGUUUAGAGUUGAAAAAAAUAGGUGAUAUUAGUGAAUAUGAAAGAAAAAAAUCAAAAGUUAGCACAAUUUCGCAAUCUGAAAAUGGCGAUAUUACUGAUGCAAUUCGAAGAGCAUUUUUGUCGUUAAACAAAGUGAUCAAUAGUUAUCUGGUCUCCAAAAAUGCCGAAGACACAGUUGAAAGUACUACCAAAUCUAACGCUCCCAGACUCAAUGUUGGUGAUCUUUCAAGGGGAUGUUCCGUCACCGUUAUAUAUAUUGUUGAUAAAAAACUAUACGCAGCUAAUAUAGGUGAUACUAUGGCAUUGCUAUCCAAAAUCAAUGGCGAUCACGAAGUGCUCACUGUAAGACAUGAUCCAACUAAACGAUGUGAGUUUGAAAGAAUUAGAGAAAGUGGAGGUUUUGUUUCCAGUACCGGUAAACUAGAUGGCAUUGCAGAAGUAUCAAGAGCUUGUGGUUACUUUGAUUUGCUCCCUCAUAUUCAUGCGUGCCCAGAUAUCAAAGAAAUAGAUUUAUCAGUUUCAGAUGAAAUGUUAGUCAUUGCUACAAAAGAACUUUGGGAGUAUGUGAGAUUUGAAACUGUGGUUGAUGUUAUUAGACAAGAAAAAAAUGAUCCGAUGUUAGCGGCACAGAAGCUAAGAGAUUAUGCAAUAUCUUAUGGAGCAGAUGAUAAGAUCACUGUCAUAGUGCUAGCCUUAAAUGUAAAAUCAGGAAAGGGAAAAACUGAAACGAAUGAAGAGUCAAUAUUACCUAUCAAAAAACGAAGGAAUAGAGGAUAUUUGGCACAGGACUCCAAUUUGACCAAAUUGGAAGAUGAAAUUGAGCCACCAACUAAUUACCUUGCAUUAGUAUUUACUGAUAUAAAGAAUUCGACCUUGUUGUGGGAUACAUAUCCAAUUGCUAUGAGAUCAGCAAUAAAAGUUCAUAAUGCUAUUAUGAGACGUCAGUUACGAAUUAUUGGAGGCUAUGAAGUCAAAACUGAAGGUGACGCUUUUAUGGUAUCAUUUCCGACUCCAUUGUCUGCAUUAAUUUGGUGUUUCAAAGUUCAGUUGUUAUUGUUGAAUGGGGACUGGCCGACUGAAAUAUUACUCUCUGAUGAAGGUUGUGAAUUGACAGGAUCUGAUGGAAAAGUUUUGUUCAAAGGUUUGUCUGUUAGAAUGGGAAUUCAUUGGGGUAUGCCAGUCUGUGAAAAUGAUAUUAUCACUAAGAGAAUGGACUAUUUUGGACCUAUGGUUAACAGGGCGGCAAGGGUUAGUGCUGUUGCUGAUGGAGGACAAAUCACAAUAAGUUCAAAUUUUUAUUCUGAGUUUAAAAAGUAUGAGAAAGCAUAUCUAAGGGUCAGAAAUGAAAACUGCUCUUUACUUGAUGCUUAUGAAGAUGAAACUGUUGGUUCAUUGUACUAUAAUGAAAUGGGAACGAUUGAAAGCAUUGGGUAUGAGCUAGAACUAUUGGGGGAAAGAAAGUUAAAAGGCCUUGAAAGUCCGGAGACAAUUUGGCUAAUUUGCCCAAAAGAAUUAGGUGGUCGACGUGAAUUUCAAAAGUCCUCAGAUAUUAAAAGCGAAAGACACCGAAGAAAGGGGUUAGUUCCAUUGGAAGACUUGAAUGAUUUAGAUUUGAUUGCGAUUCGAUUAGAACACAUUUGCUCAUAUUUUUUUUCAAGCAGCAAGAAACUUGGUAGUGCUAGCAGUAAUGGUGAUGAUGGAAAUAAAAGCAUUAAUGAGAAUUCCAAUGGAUCUUUUUCCAAUAAAUCAAUCAGUAACUCUAAUUUUGUCACAGGUGGUAAUAAUAAGACAUAUUUAUCAAACACAUUAAUCAAUUCCGAUAGUGAUAAUAUGGCCAUUCUUGAGAAUAUUAUUACGAGAAUUGAGAACUGUAUCUCGAUGAUAAUAAUCAGAAAAGCUAUUGGUAAAGUUGAAGGAAGCUUUAGAUUUUCAAAUAAAAGUAAAAACAUUGACGAUCUAUUAAAAAUAAUAGAGAAUUUGAUUUGCUAG